Messenger RNA from Lindgomyces ingoldianus, 330 nucleotides. RefSeq lists its product as uncharacterized. The coding region runs from base 1 to 330 and encodes 109 amino acids. The record is from RefSeq and is a predicted model, not a curated record. Lineage: Eukaryota; Fungi; Ascomycota; Dothideomycetes; Pleosporales; Lindgomycetaceae. The transcript is spliced from 2 exons.
AUGUCCGAGACGAGGAAUCCAAUCAAGGGAGAUAUCAAUGGCGUUUGUUUGCGUUGUAUUAAAGAGGACGGUGAAUGGGAAGGACUGGGAGAGACGUUGAAUCUUUCGAAGAAUAGUGUUAGAGAGCGCGUGGUUGCUACUGGUCUUGCCCGCGAUAUCGCACGUGCCAUGGGUUCCAGAGCCAGACUUUGCCAUAAUAAGUUAGCGCUCAGAAAUGACAGCGGUCUGGGUUUAUCUCAGCUAGCUCAGCCGAUUGGGGAGAGAAGGGGCGAAGCCCCGACAGGGGCAGAGCCCCUGAUACCCUUGCUAGUCAACAUAAACCCAUGCUAG